Messenger RNA from Gekko japonicus, 4515 nucleotides. RefSeq names its product AP2 associated kinase 1 (gene AAK1). The record is from RefSeq and is a predicted model, not a curated record. The coding region runs from base 259 to 2985 and encodes 908 amino acids. NCBI's taxonomy places the organism in Eukaryota, Metazoa, Chordata, Lepidosauria, Squamata, Gekkonidae. Gene Ontology annotation, biological process: protein phosphorylation. The transcript is spliced from 21 exons. Gene Ontology annotation, molecular function: protein kinase activity; ATP binding.
GCUGCUCUGUCUCUUUAUGCGAAGGGACCUUCAUGGCAUUAGUAACGAGACGGGAAAAGGCGUGAAUAAUUCUCGAGCUCUGCCUUCCAGGAUGGGGAAAAACGUUUGACCUUUAAGGAAAAAAGCAAGAUAUUGCUGCAAAGGGAUUAUUAUUUUUUUGGCUUGGUUCAAGACUUGAAGAAUAUAUAUACACAUAUAUAUUUGAAGUGUCAUACUUAACUUGCUAAACUAAGACUGUAAGCAGCACACUUUGGAGCAAUGAAGAAGUUCUUUGACUCUCGGAGAGAGCAGGGGGGAUCUGGAGCCGGUUCUGGUACCAUUGGGGGAAGCAGCAGCAGCACCGGACCAGGCAGUGGAUAUAUAGGCCGGGUUUUCAAUAUCGGAAGGCAUCAGGUGACAGUUGAUGAGGUUCUAGCCGAAGGGGGGUUUGCUAUUGUAUUCCUGGUGAGGACCGGCAAUGGGAUGAAAUGUGCCCUCAAACGGAUGUAUGUCAACAAUGAAUAUGACCUGCAAGUCUGCAAGCGGGAGAUUCAAAUCAUGAGGGAUCUUGCUGGACAUAAGAACAUUGUUGGAUACAUAGAUUCCAGUAUAAACUCUGUGAGCAGCGGGGAUGUUUGGGAAGUUUUAAUUCUAAUGGAUUUUUGCCGAGGAGGUCAGGUUGUGAACCUGAUGAAUCAGCGCUUGCAGACGGGUUUUACAGAAAGCGAAGUCCUGCAGAUCUUCUGUGACACGUGUGAAGCUGUAGCCAGGCUGCACCAGUGCAAACUGCCCACAGUCCACAGGGAUUUGAAGGUGGAGAACAUCCUACUCCAUGAUCGUGGCCAUUAUGUCCUUUGUGAUUUUGGAAGUGCCACCAACAAAUUCCAGAACCCUCAGCUUGAAGGGGUGAACGCGGUGGAAGAAGAAAUCAAAAAGUACACCACACUAUCCUACAGAGCACCUGAAAUGGUCAACCUUUACAGCGGCAAGCUGAUUACUACAAAAGCAGAUAUAUGGGCCCUGGGCUGCUUGCUGUACAAACUCUGCUAUUUCACUUUACCGUUUGGAGAGAGCCAAGUGGCAAUUUGUGAUGGGAACUUCACCAUUCCUGACAACUCUCGCUACUCCCAAGACAUGCACUGCCUCAUAAGAUAUAUGCUGGAGCCAGACCCUGACAAGAGACCAGAAAUUUACCAGGUCUCCUACUUUGCAUUCAAGCUAGCUAAGAGGGAAUGUCCAAUUCAGAAUGUACAGAACUCCCCAAUCCCUGUCAAGCUUCCUGAGCCAGUGAAAGCAAGUGAAGCUGCUGCUAAGAAGACCCAGCCAAAAGCCAGGCUGAUGGAUCCUAUUCCUACGACAGAAACAUCCAUCACCCCACGCCAAAGACCCAAAGCUGGGCAGACACAACCUAAUCCAGGAAUUUUGCCCAUCCAGCCUGCCCUGACUCCUAGGAAAAGGCCCACAGCUCAAGCAAAUGUCCAGGCACAAGCUGCAGUACCAGUGUCUUUGGCUAGCAGUCAGCCCUCAAUCCCUGCAGGUCUCCCGCAGCCAAAAGCUCUGCCUCAGCCGACUCAACCUCAGCCGAAGCAGCCGGCCCCCGUACAGCCGCCUGCUGCCGCCUGCCAGCCACAGGUCCCUCCGACUCAGCCCCAAGCCACUCCUCAGCACCAGCUCUUCUUAAAACAGCAGCAGCAGCAACAGGCUACGUUCUAUCAGCAUCCACCGGCAGCCCAGCAGCCAGUACAAGCUCCACCACAGGUGCAAGCGAAGCCUCAGGCACCUCAGCAGCCAGUGAAACCACAGUUCCCAGUGGUGCAGCAGGGAGUGGUCACAACAGUGCAGCAGCCGCCAGUGCAGAACUACAUCCAACAGCAGCAGCAGCUACUGACCCAGCAGGCCACCGUACAGCAGAAGACAGCUGUAGCAGCAGCCGUACAGCAGAAGCAACCAACUCAGAUCCUGCCACAGGCUCAACAAGCUGUGACACAGCCAGCCUCUACACAGGAUCAGCCGCAAGCACCUCCGCGUCAACAAAAGCCCCCGGCUACCCCUCCCUCGGCAGUUCAAGGGCAGAAGGUGGGCUCCCUCACGCCCCCUUCCUCCCCCAAGACUCAGCGAGCUGGACACAGGAGGAUUCUGAGUGACGUGACACACAGCGCUGUCUUUGGAGUCCCGGCAAGCAAAUCGACUCAGCUUCUCCAGGCUGCGGCAGCUGAGGCCAGCCUCAAUAAAUCCAAGUCUGCUUCAACUACACCCUCUGGUUCCCCCAGAACCUCUCAACAAAAUGUCUACAACCCUCCAGAUGUCUCCACCUGGAAUCCUUUUGAUGAUGACAACUUCUCCAAGCUCACAGCAGAGGAGCUAUUGAACAAGGAUUUUGCAAAACUAAGCGAUGGUAAACUUCCAGAGAAGCUCUGCAGCUCCACAGAGAACCUGAUACCGGGUUUUCAGCCAGCACCUUCUGCAACGCAAGCAGAUGCAUUUGGGUCAUCUUCUCUUGCAUCCGUACCAGCUGAAAAAACAAAAGAUAUUCUGGACUCUAGCCCACCACUUCUGGCUGUUCCUGAUCCUUUUAUUCCUCUUCCACUAUCAGAUACACCAGAAAAACUGAUUGAGGGUCUCAAAUCUCCUGAACCUGCACUUCUGCUCCCUGAUAUCCUGCCUCUUGCAGAUCCCUUCGGUAGCACCUCUGAUGCUGUGAAUGGACAAGCUGACCUAACUGUUGACAGUCUCAUACCAGGCCUCGAGGCACCCAUUCCCCAAUGUGUAUCAUCGCAGACUGAUACUAUGGCUGCAAACAGAACAGAAGAUACUAACCUGAUCUCGGGCUUUGAUCUCCCAGAGGGCUCUGAAAAACUGACAGAAGAUGAGUUUGACCCCAUCCCUGUAUUGAUAUCCAAAAAUUCACAAGGUGGGCAUUCUAGAAACAACAGUGGAAGCUCUGAAUCCAGUCUUCCCAACCUAGCCAGGUCUCUACUGCUAGUGGAUCAGCUCAUAGACCUGUAGCAGUCAAUCAGUAACAGAUGCGGUUUCUGUAACGUACCUAAAUCCAACUCUUUUUCUUUUCCCUUCGCGCCCCCAAAGGAGCUAUCUUUAGUUGUUGGGUGGCUUUGGUUUUGGUUUUUAUUUAAAAUAACCCUACAUAUGGAAGGAGCCCUCUGUUGGGACUUCUGUGUACUCCUUUACAGCACGUCCUUGAUACAGCUUGCCGCAGUUCCUUGUGCACCCCAGUCUCCUAGCCUCUUUUUCCAAAAGAGCACUACUGCUCAUUAACUACCUUGCUGCAACUUACCCCGUAGCUCCACCCAAAAAGCCCUUCCUGAAAAUGAAUUACAUGUAACCUUGCUAGAAAUGCCUAUGACUUGUACUCCCACCCCGCCCUCUGCCGUAGUCUAGUGAAACAAAACUGUACAUCAACCACUUUCUUUCAUUAGAAAAAAAAGUCAAAAGGACAAUGAAAAUAGUUUUGCCUUGUCCCUCUCUGAUGCAACGGCAUCUAUUGGGAAGGGUUUUGGCCCAACUUUGGGCACUGCCAAAAUUGGGCCCAUGUGACCUACCAAGUACAGACAAAAAGACUGUGCACUUUGAAAGAGAACGUUUGCUUCCUGACUUUUAGUGUUCCGCAACCUGCUUAGGAAUGGACUGUGCUUUUAAAAAUAAAUAUUAAUACUAUGGAAGUCAUCCCAUGCAAAUGAAGUUACAAGUGUAAAACAUCAUAACACGUAUAAAAAGCACGGCUGAGGCUUUUUUCUGUUGAAUUUAAUGUUCAGUUGAAGAGGGCAUCGUGGCAACAGAUAGAUACUCUUGCAGGUUAUGUCCUGUAGAGGAACGCUAAACUUUUACAUAUAUCAGAUUUCCCUGAAACUUCUCUCCCCCCCUUCAGAUUCUUACAAUAUAGCCAAAAUUGUCAAAGGUUGUUUUUUCUCAAUCCCUUUGGGUUUUUGCUGUCUCCCUUUGUAACUGCAUAUAGUGUUAACAUGGAGCCAAAUUUUCCUUUCCCAGUAGACAAAAUUACUGUAACCUUUAUUCAGAUCCUUCAGUCUUUGUAGCGCUAGCAUGCACUCCUUGUCAGCCAGUUGAGAGUAAGUGCUUUCCAGCUUAGGUGUUACCUGAAUGGGUUUUACCUUUUCUUUCCACCUUGAUAUGCUUGGUUUUGUCAAACUACUGGAUAUAGUAAACUUGUUCUCAUUGACUUCUGAUCUUCAAGUCCACAGUUAACUGUCACUCAAGAUGUUCUUCUGAAGAGAAGGACCACCCUUGCUCCGUAGUGGAAUAAUAGCUUAAUGCUAACUUUGUGUAUGUGUAUGUAGCUGUAUUAGUAAAAAAAAAAGUGCAGUUUUUCCCAUGUGUGAAGGUAUGAAUGAUUAAACUUAUAGGUGUAUCAGGCUCUCCUUGAAAGAGGAAAGACGUUUUGAUGUCCCCAAGUAUUUUUCUCUGUUCUUUCUCCUCCCUCCCCUCACAUAUCUCAUCCAAACCUCUCCCCUACCAGAAAUUAGCUUAACAAAUUCUGUAAAUAGAAAUUUAACUGUCCUGUCA